GCUUGGUAGAGUUCCUCCGAGUUAGGGUCGCUGUUCUACGUGCAGUUUUGGUUCUUGCAUGUGUUAUUACCUGCUGUCUCUGGGACUGAAGAGCCUUGAGUGAUAUGAAGAUGAUUGGGAUCCGUUUCCUGUGGACUCUGUUGGUGAUUCACUGUGUGUUUGUGUGCGGUGACAUUCAAUUCCUUGAGAGGCAGGAGGGCGACUUGGUAGUCUUUCCUUGCUCCAUCAAGUCCAGCAUCCAUUCACCUGCAGCCUUCUCUUUAAAGCGCACUUGGUUGCAUCCUGAUGAUGUUCUCUUCAAGUACAAAGGGACAGAGGCGCAUGUGGAAAAGGCUCAUGACAAACGGCGUCUGGCGGUCAGCGGCGACCCAAGCAGCCACUCGGUGAAUGUGACAAUGUCUGACCUCAAAGCCAAUGACACCGACCGAUACGUUUGUGAGUUUGUGAUAGAGAACCCUUCUUCUGAGGAUGAACACCGAACAGGAGAGACAGAAUUCUUCCUCCUUGUUGAUACUGACGCCCCCGGUGCUUGGGUGGACGUAGGGCCGAUAGAAGUGUGCGCCGGGGGCUCGGCUGUCAUCCCCUGUCUCCCCCCCCACGGCGAGGACCUGCCAGUGGAGGGGGUGAGCCUGACGAGGCGAAGGGGCCGAGAUCCCGUGGAGCUGCUCUACCACUCCAAGCGCCACCACCGCACCGGACCGCCGCCCUCCUCCGCUUCCUCCUCCUCACGCUUCCAGCUGUGGUCGUCCCCGGGCCCCACGGGCUUCACGUACAACCUCACCCUGCGUCAGCUGCAGCCAGAGGACGGCGGCUUGUACAGCUGCCAGCUCCUCCUGCGCGGCCGCCAUGACGGUAGCACGUCAUUAGACAGCCGACGGGCUGUCUUUGUUUCCGUGCAAGGUCAGUGCAGCUGCUCCGGCUACACCACGCUGCUGUACGCGCUCUCUUCCUCCGUGGUCGUCCUCCUCGUGCUGCUCGCCACGCUGCUGCUCUGCCAAAAAAAAGCGUGCGGCUCCAAGCAGCACCCUCAAGUGCCCAUCUACGAGGAGAUGGUCGGCGUGCAGACCCCCACUGACAAAUUGGAUCCUCUGCAUCUGGAGGAGCCGAGCGUGUACAGAAACUGUCGGAGGAAGAAAUCCUGCCCAGAGAACGAGUACGAAACUUCAAGCGGGGCUCUCAGAAAGUAAAGUAGAACUCGUUAAGUCAGACGUCAAACUAGCUGGAUUCUGAAUAGCUUGAUGCAAAGAUUACUUCUAUGCUCACAAAUAAGUUAUGUCGCGGUACAUCCACACAAACGCAGCUCUCACACUUCCCCUUUUUCGUCCGUCUGAACUCCUUGAAGUAUAUUACCUUCAAACAUCUGGAGCAUAUUCUCUCGUGCGGCCACAACAUUAUCUUGCUGUUUACUUGUGUCGCAAAAUAUUCUCACAACAUUCUCAGUGCAUGUUAAACCUAUACACUCUAAAGCAGACCUGGGCAAAUUAAGGCCCGGGGGCCACAUGCGGCCCGUUAAACCUUUCAAUCUGGGCCCACCGGACAUUCCCAAAUAUUUUUUUUAGUUAUUUAAGGUGGAAACUGUAGCUGCCAUUAUGAUGUGCAGUGAUGUUUUCAAAUGACCGUAAGUCUUGAACUAUACAAAGUAUUUCAAUGGUUGGAAUCUGUGCUUUUGCAUGAUAUACUAGUUACCAUGGUAACCUAAGUCACAGCAGCUCAGACGAGGCACCAAGCAGUGUGGGAGCGUUUCCACAGUGUUUCCAGAGCGUCCAGCCUGAAAUGCUGGUGUCAGGGACAGACGCGGAAGGAGAUUUUUACAACAAAGUUCUAAAGCUAAGUGAUAUCUCAGAUGUAUCAGAUUGUAGGUGGGUUUUUUUUUACCCAUCGCGUUCAUAUUUCGCUGUUUGUUGCAUUUUUGUUGCGUUUCGCUUGAUUGUAAAAUAUGUCGAUCGAGAGGGGGUGUGACGUUCAUAUGUUGUCAAUAUUCAGUGUUUUAUCGGUCAUAGUUACCGUAUUUUUCGGAGUAUAAGUCACUCCGGAGUAUAAGUCGCACCGGCCGAAAAUGCAUAAUAAAGAAGGAAAAAAAAACAUAAGUCGCACUGGAGUAUAAGUCGCAUUUUUUGGGGAGAUUUAUUUGAUAAAACCCAACACCAAGAAUAGACAUUUGAAAGGCAAUUUAAAAUAAAUAAAGAAUAGUGAACAACAGGCUGAAUAAUGGUACGUUAUAUGAGGCAUAAAUAACCAACGGAGAACGUGCCUGGUAUGUUAACGUAACAUAUUAUGGUAAGAGUCAUUCAAAUAACUAUAACAUAUAGAACAUGCUAUACGUUUACCAAACAAUCUGUCACUCCUAAUCACUAAAUCCCAUGAAAUCUUACACGUCUAGUCUCUUACGUGAAUGAGCUAAAUAAUAUUAUUUGAUAUUUUACGGUAAUGUGUUAAUUUCACACAUAAGUCGCUCCUGAGUAUAAGUCGCACCCCCGGCCAAACUAUGAAAAAAAACUGCAAUGUAUAGUCCGAAAAAUACGGUAAUAUUGUAAAUCCCACAUUCUUUAUUUUCAGGCACAUUCUGGGUGUCUCAUUCAGUAAAACAUUUUUUAAUUCCAUUCCUUUUUUUUAGGCGGUCUGUCGUAACGUUUUAGCAUUCAAUCAGACAUUAUUGUGAGGUUUUGUAUUAGUGAUCCUAAAAAUAGAUAUACCGGCCCCCCAGACACAUUUUUUUCUCUAAAUUUGGCCCCCUAGUCAAAAUAAUUGCCCAGGCCUGCUCUAAAGUAUAGAGACGUUUUACUUUUAUAGAUUUGUUCAGGAAUUGACAAAACACCCGACAGCAAAAAGUAGAAAUUGUAUAACUUUUAUGAUUUAAAAGUGCCCCAGCUCACGAGCUUUUCUGUAUACCAGCUGUCCUGCUGCUUUUUGUUAUGCUUUAGGUUACCAGCUAGUUGGCAAAUGUUACAGUGGACCCCGUAAGAUCCAACCAAAACAUCCGAUGUCUUACGCGCUAGCAUUAGCUUAGAGCUAGAAAUCGACAUAACUUUGUUUUUUUACGACGGUAAGGAAGAAAGUGCGUGUGAAAGUCAGUGCUAGGAAGAAGCAGAUGAUAUUAAUUGAAUUAAAGAAAUAAAACAUCAAAAACAUGACAGAGCGUGUAGCUGACUUGAAGUAGUUGGGAGUGUAUCACUGCAAGUUUGCACCAAACUGAAAGAGAAUGAGUCCAUAAUGCCAGCCAGGAACGUUAAAAUUGUAUAAAUGGCAGAUUCAUUGAAGCUGCUGAGGGUGUGUUUGACGGAAGCAGCUCAUAGUGUAGAAGUCCACUCUCCCAAUGCUGUACAUUUCUAAAACUACUGUAAUUGCUUGCAGUGCAUUCUAGAUAUGUGGUUUGUAUUCUAUAUUUCCUAAUAAGUUUAUUUUUCUUUCUAAAAGACAAGUUAAAACUGUUUGCUUUUGUAAGGGCCAAAUACCAAUAAUUUAUUAUAAUUCCUUUCAGUGGGCAUUUCACAAUACCAGUUAUGUCACAACACCAUUUACAGUCCACACAAAGUAUUCACAGCGCUUCAAACAUUAAUUUAAUUAAUUUUGGAAUAACUCGUCUCCGUCUUCCUCCCACCUCCAAAGACAUGCACCUGGGGAUAGGUUGAUUGGCAACACUAAAUUGGCUCUAGUGUGACUGUGAUAGACUUGUCUGCCUGAGUGCAGCUGGGAUAGACUCCAGCACCCCCAGGACAAGCGGUAGAAGAUGGAAGGAAUAACUUGUAACAUAACAAAAUGUGGAAAAAGUGAAGCGCUUAGAAUACUUUCUGGAUGCAUUGGAAAAUAAUUAAAUAAAAUAUAUUUUUCUUUUGAAAAGUAAAGCUAAAAGUGCUGGUAUGAUCUUAUCCUAUUCCCCAUCUGGCAACCCAGCAGCUAAAGUAGAGAGAUACACAAAUGUAUACAGUUCCUGAAAAAGAAAAAGACGACAAACUGAAAUAACAGCCAAGAAAAUCUGUACUUUAUUAAUAGAAUCGGAAAUAAGCUCCAUAAAUUCACAUGGAAACUUGUUUUUGUCCGGUGCAUGUCCUUAACAAUCACAUUCUAUGAGGAAAAGGAACAACAUUAAAAGCCACAACUUUGUAUUUCAGUUACAGACAUUUUUUUUUCUCCACGUUUUUUUCUUUUCUUUUUAAAGUAAAGGCAAAAGUACCCACAUUACCCCCCGCCCCCCAAUCCUAAAAACCCCUUUAAAGAGCCUUUUAUUAAAAUCCUGGGCUUCUUCUCAGUAGGACCCACAGUGCUUUAGCAGAAGGACAAGCGCUCAUUGGUUAAAAGGGUUACACAGCAUGGCGAUGUAAGGGCUCGCUAAAACAUGACAAGAGACAAAAAGAAGCCAACAUCAAACCCUGAACCCCAAGGACUUGCCCCUCCCACUUUGUGCAUAGAUCAUGAUCCUUUUAAAAACCAGCUGUUUGCACGGAGAGAUGAUUGACAAGUAACAUCCUGCACAGGAAUACACAAAGAAGCAAGAACAUUUUCAUUGAUCGGUUUCAAAUGUAAAGCAACGUCUACUUGGGAUUUCACAUGUAAAGCACUUUCUUUUUCUCUUUAAAUUCAGUUGAUUCUCAGUCUUAUUUGGUAAAUAUGCGGAACUUGCUACAAACAUUUCUUCUUGUCUUUUCAACUCAAAACAAACAAAGAAAGCAAACGCUUCACCGGUGCCUGUUGCUUAGUUGUGAAGAAACGAUGGAGGAGUUGGGAUGUUAGAACCCUGACCUUCCUGAGACAAAAAUCCAUGAAUCUUUUACAAGUGUGCAAGAUAGUGACCCAACAUAAUGGCAAACAACACAAACACACACACA
Molecule: messenger RNA, 4823 nt
Organism: Nerophis lumbriciformis (worm pipefish)
Lineage: Eukaryota; Metazoa; Chordata; Actinopteri; Syngnathiformes; Syngnathidae
Gene: cd7al
Product: cd7 antigen-like
Biological process (GO): adaptive immune response
Cellular component (GO): membrane
Molecular function (GO): signaling receptor activity
Source: RefSeq, a predicted model, not a curated record